Vitis riparia (riverbank grape) is the source of this 1630-nucleotide messenger RNA. Its product is annotated as putative methylesterase 11, chloroplastic. Gene Ontology annotation, molecular function: methyl indole-3-acetate esterase activity; methyl jasmonate esterase activity. Bases 131 to 1297 code for a protein of 388 amino acids. Lineage: Eukaryota; Viridiplantae; Streptophyta; Magnoliopsida; Vitales; Vitaceae. The record is from RefSeq and is a predicted model, not a curated record. The transcript is spliced from 5 exons.
AUGGUUGCGUUGCAGUCUUCCGAUCUCUCUCUCUCUCUCUCUCUUUCGUCGGCUUUAUGCCUCUAAAUAUAUAAUGUAUUCAUAUUCAUAUUUAUAGGGGGAGUCUUUGUCACAUGCAACUGCAACAACAAUGGGAAACCUGUGCAGCUGCUUCUCCCCCAAGUCUGUGAGGCAGAAGAGGAAGACCAAGGCCUCUAAGCGAUUGCCCAAUUCUUCUUCCACUGCUGCGGGUGCGCUGCCCACUGGCUCCAGUAAUCGAUGGACUCGAAUGCGAUCUUCUCGCAAGGAGAAGGUCCAGGAUGCGCUUAUUCAGGAACAGGCUAUGGCGGCGGCUAUCCUCUUUCAGCAGCAUCAGCGCAACGGGGGGCCUCUGCCCUUCGAUCGCUCCACUUCUCUCAGGUUUCCCACUUCUGGGUCCAAGAAAAAUUCGCUGCCCAGGAGUUCUAGCUCUAGGGCUCGCUCUCUCACUGAUCCUCUGCUUCAGCCUCAGCAGCUUGUUAAUCAGGAUGUGAAGCUUGAUGAUCUAGAGACCAACCAUUUUGUCCUUGUCCAUGGAGGUGGUUUUGGUGCUUGGUGUUGGUAUAAAACUAUAGCACUUCUAGAAGAUGGUGGAUUUAGAGUUACAGCUGUAGAUUUAACUGGUUCUGGAAUUCAUUCAUUUGACACCAAUAGCAUUACAAGUCUUCCCCAAUAUGUGAAGCCAGUCACAGAUUUUCUUGAAAAACUUGCUGAUGGGGAAAAGGUGAUAUUGGUUGGACAUGAUUUUGGUGGUGCAUGUAUAUCAUACAUGAUGGAGUUAUUCCCUUCUAAAGUUUCAAAGGCUGUUUUCGUUGCUGCAGCAAUGUUGACUAGUGGACAAAGUACUCUUGAUAUGUUCUCCCAAAAGGGAGAUUCAAAUGAACUGAUGCGACAGGCUCAGAUAUUUUUGUAUGCAAAUGGGAAUGAUCAUCCUCCAACAGCUAUUGAUCUUGACAAAUCAUUGUUGAAGGACUUGUUAUUCAACCAGAGUCCUACCAAGGAUGUUGCAUUAGCAUCUGUUUCAAUGAGACCAAUGCCCUUUAUGCCAGUAUUGGAAAAGCUCUCUCUUUCCGAAAAGAACUAUGGUUCUGUCAGGAGGUUUUAUAUUGAAACACCUGAAGAUAAUGCUAUUCCAGUUUCGCUACAAGAGAGCAUGAUAAACUCAAGCCCACCAGAACAGGUCUUCCGGCUAAAAGGUGCCGAUCACUCACCCUUUUUCUCAAAGCCUCAAGCCCUGCACAAGCUUUUGGUAGAGAUCUCAAAAUUACCAUCAACUUAGAAGAGUCUUGGAGCAGGAUGGUGGAUGGUUUUUGGAAGUCCCUCCCCCUCCUUAACGUCUGAUAUGUAAUACAGUCGCAUUAUGGGCACAGGUUGAGUGAUGAUGUACAUGGCGCAUAAUAUCAAACAUUUUCCUGUAAUGCCUAUGCUGCUUAGAAAAUUUCAGACCUGUUCUGCCAGAACAUGAAUGACGUUCAAAUCUUUUGCUUUCACUCCCUUGCCCAUCUUUUGUUCGACGUUUUUUUUCCUGUUAAGAGAUGCUUAUAAUAUAUCAAUGCUACUGACAAUUAACAUUGUUGGAAUUGCACAAUAAUUUGAGUGGCGAUUUUCUUCC